ACUGGGAAUAUCAAUCUACGUCAUGGCGCAAGAGACUCAUAUGCUGCAAAGCCCAGCUCUCAACUCACAUCACGAUGUUUUUCACUCAGAGAACACGCUCCAUCUAAACCAGAAACGAGCGGCUACAACCACGGUACCAGGGAUGGGGGAGUCAUGUAUUCACCAAGUCUUCGCUCAACGGGUACGGGAGAGUCCGGACUCGGAAGCUGUUUGUGGCUGGGAUCAACAGUUUUCUUAUUCGGAGCUGGAUACGCUAUCUUCGAGGCUUGCUUUUCGGCUCGUUUCAUUAAACGUAGGAUCGGAAGUGUUGGUGCCACUCUGCUUCGAGAAAUCAGCAUGGACAAUUGUGGCCAUGAUGGCAGUGUUGAAAGCUGGAGGAGCAUUUGUACCCCUGGACCCUUCAUACCCCGUGAAGCGACUGGAACAAAUAAUCCACCAGACUGGCGCGAAUUUAAUCCUCACCUCAACUCAAUAUACCGAUCUCUGCAGGCCCCUGGUCCGGAAAUUGCUUCCAGUGAGCUCCUCUACAUUUGAUGAGCUGCCAGCGCCCAGCGAUGCUGCCUCUUUCUCGUCGCAACCAAGUAGUGCAGCGUACGUGAUCUUCACGUCUGGAAGUACUGGUCAGCCAAAGGGUGUGGUUGUCGAGCAUCGGGCAUUUUGCGCUUGUGCUGUUGCUCAUGGUCCAGCUCACCGGAUCGAAUCGACAUCUAGGGUCCUGCAAUUUGCAUCUUACAGUUUUGAUGCCAGUCUCGUCGAAAUAUUAACGACUCUUAUGUCAGGCGGCUGCUGUUGUGUACCAAGCGCGAUAGAUCGCGUCAAUGAUCUUGCUCGGGCAAUGCACGAGUUGAGAGUAGAUCUUGCAAUCCUCACACCCACUGUUGCAGCUCUAUUAGCUCCCAAGGCCAUUCCCCUGCUGAAGACCCUCGUUAUGGUCGGGGAGACAAUGCAGAAGUCUCAGAUUCAAGAUUGGGCCGAUAUUCCACAUCUGUUAUGUGCAUAUGGCCCAACCGAAGCCUCAGUUUCUGCAACUGUCAACUCUCGAGUGACUGAGGCGGCUGGGCCCGCAAAUCUUGGUGUUCCUGUUGGAUGUCACAUGUGGAUAAUUGAUCCAGAUGACCAUAAUCGACUUCUUCCCGAGGGCGAAAUCGGAGAGGCACUAAUCGAAGGGCCCAAUCUUGCUCGAGGAUAUUUGAACGAUCCAGAAAGAACGAGAGCUGCAUUCAUUGACAACACCACCUGGCAAAAGCCUGGACAAAGAUUUUACAAAACCGGGGAUUUGAUGCGCCGAAAUGUUGAUGGCACUUUGGAUUUUGUUGGUCGCAAGGACAUGCAAAUCAAGAUUCGAGGCCAGCGAGUUGAAAUUGGGGAAAUUGAGCAAUGCCUGGCUGGGGAAGAUGGAGUCUCACAAACGGUUGUAGUGUGGCCAAAUUUUGGUCCAUAUGCUUGCCGCUUAGUCGGAAUCGUUUGUUUAGAGACAUUAUCGAACAAGAUGGUGGAUACCAAAGAUCUCCGGCUUCUUCGGGGGGUAGAAUCGGUGAAGGCGCAGGAGUAUCUUUCUAGGCUCAUGGCGAGAGCAGAAGUCAGCUUGCCCUCUUUCAUGAUUCCGGCUGUCAUAUUGCCGGUUGAGGCCAUUCCACUUCUGCUUUCUGGAAAGGUCAACAGAUCUCAAAUGACUGAGUGGAUUGGAGGCCUUGACGAUGCAACCUUACUUGAUAUUCAAACGAGAAAGGAUGACAGAGAUGGACGCACAACAAGGACGAAACUGGAGCUCAUGAUGUCACAAAUAUGGGCAAAAGUUCUCAAUAUACCAUCCGAUCAGAUACUCCUGGAUAAGUCCUUCCUUUCCUACGGGGGAGAUUCGGUAUCAGCAAUCCAAGUAGUGUCAAAGUGUCGAGAAAAAGGAAUGAAAAUAGCCGUGCAAGACAUCCUCAAAUGGAAAACUAUCUCACGACUGCUUCCACAGGUCGUGGUCAGCGUCAAAUUUGCUCCUAUUCGAGAGGAGUCAAUUGAGAAGCCAUUCAAGUUAUCGCCAAUCCAACAAAUGUUCUUCGAAACAUCACCGAACGGAGAAACUCACUUCAACCAGAGCUUUCUUCUGCGAGCGAAACGUGUGAUUAAGUCGAGCGAGAUGCAGCGAGCGUUGGAAGCGGUCAUAAAGCGACAUUCUAUGCUCCGUGCCCGCUUCGUCGUUGAUAAAACUGGCUUAUGGGUACAGAGAAUAACGAACAAUGUGUCUGGCUCCUACCGCUUUCAAUAUCACAAAUCUGCAUCCUUCGAUGCAAUUCUCCCCAUCCUGAAUUCGCGACAGGAAAGUCUGGACAUCAUGAAUGGACCGGUCCUCGUCUGUGAUUUAUUUUAUACAAAGCAAGGUUGUUUUGUUUCUGUUAUUGCUCACCAUGUUGUGGUCGAUCUGGUUUCGUGGAGGAUCAUAUUCGACGACCUAGAGCAAUCGCUAGAGCCAGGAGAUAGUCUCCCGGAUGUCCCUGUGUCUUUUCAAAAUUGGUGUAUACUGCAGGCAGAAUACAGCCAAGAACAUCUCACUCCUGGAGCCGCAUACCCAUUCGCAGUCGAACCGCCAAACCCCGAAUUCUGGAAGAUGGACAUUGCACACAAUUUUCAUAGGGACACCCGUGAAGAAGUCUUUGAGCUAGAUGAAGAAUUGACAACCUCGCUCCUGAAGGGUGAAGAUUGCCAUAGGGCUCUUCGAACAGAGCCGAUGGAUCUGUUCUUGUCAGCUCUGUUUUAUUCUUUCCGAGAAGCAUUUCCAGAACGCGAAACCCCAUCAAUACACGUGGAAGGUCAUGGUCGAGAGGUGUGGGACUCUAAUAUCGAUAUUUCUCAAACAGUUGGAUGGUUUACAACACUUUGCCCACUCCAUAUCCCAAUUGGUGACAACGAUACAAUAAUUGAUGUGGUACGAUUUACAAAAGAUGUCCGGCAAGCGAUUCCACACAAAGGAUGGGGCUAUUUCGCAUCUCGAUACCUAAAUCCAGAGGGGAGGAAGACACUAGCCAUAGAUGGACCGAUGGAGCUCGUUUUCAACUACUCUGGGUUGUACCAGCAACUGGAGCGCCCUGAUGGUCUCUUGGAGCAGGUUGAGUCAUCAAUGCAGGAAUCUGCAGCCAAGUCAAUGACCCGUUUCAGUCUCUUUGAAGUCAACGCAUAUGUCGAGCAGGGCCGCCUCCGGUUCUCCUUCAAAUUUAAUUCCCGCAUGGCUCAUCAGGAACGCAUUCAGAAGUGGAACGUAUCAGUUAAACAGUGUCUCAAAGAUCUGGCAGAGAAUAUCAGGCAGUUACCAGUCCAGUACACUCUCAGCGACUUUCCAAAAGCUCGAUUGACGUAUGGUUCUCUGGACACUUUAGCUGAAAAGGUAUUAUCACAUCCGGGCAUGACUGCAAAUGUUGAGAUUGAGGACAUAUAUCCCUGUGCUCCAAUGCAACAAGGAAUUUUAAUAAGUCAGGUCAAAGGUUCAGCGAGCUACAACACUCAUACCUUGUGGGAAGUAGAGUCAAGCCCAGGAAGUCAAAGGGUUGACAUAGAGAGACUUGAGCACGCAUGGCGGCAGGUCGUUUCUCGCCACCCUUGCUUACGGACAAUAUUUGUGGAAAACGUCACAGCAAACGAGUCCUUCCAUCAAGUAGUAUUGAAGAACGUCGAAGUAAAAGUUGUUAAACGGCAAUGGGUUAGCAAAUCGCUUGAAUUACAUCAGCCAUGCGGUGAAUUAAAUGGCCAGGCUCAACUUCCCCUCCAAUUUACGAUCUAUGAAGCUGAGAACGGGAGGGUAUUCAGCAGUUUGAAUAUUAGCCAUUUGGUCAUGGAUGGCCUUUCAAUCGACAACAUCAUCCGCGACAUUCUCCUGGCGUAUGACGAUCGAUUGCCGCCUGCUCCUGCAUCAUCGUACGGAGAUUACAUAUCACUCCUCCGUGGCCUGGACCACACAAAAUCUCUCCGAUUCUGGAAGGUACGCCUUGCAGAUCUUGAACCUUGCUUGUUUCCAACGCUCGAGGUGAGCUCAGAUGUGAAAAAAGAACUACGGAGCAUGGGGUCUAUGAUUUCCCCCGGCCAAGCCAAGAAGUUAUGGGAAUUUUGCGAGAAAGAAAAUUAUACAAUGUCAACGCUCUUCCAACUCGCCUGGGCAAUAGUUUUACAAUCAUACGUUGGCACUAAUGAUGUCUGUUUCGGCUAUUUAGUUUCUGGUCGGGAUGUUCCCCUCCCCGGUAUCGAAGACCUCGUUGGCGCUUUCUCGAACAUGCUAAUAUGCCGUGCCGAUCUAUCAAAGAUGGAUUCGGUCUCGUCCGCACUUGAAUCCAUGCAGGCUGAUGCUCUAAUGUGUCUGGAGCAUGAAUUUUGCUCUCUUGGAGAUGUACAUAACGUUCUCGGGGUCCCCGCAUUGUUCAACACGAUCAUUUCUUAUCAACGGCAUGAAGCAAGCAAAGUCGCAGUGAAAUCCAGCAUUGAAUUUGAGAAGAUAGGAGAGUAUGACCCAAGCGAGUAUGACCUAGCCGUCGGCGUACACGUGUUUGAUGGGAAGAUCUUUGUGAAGAUGGACUUUCAAUCGGAACUACUCUCGCGAGAUCAUGCCGAACACGUUAUCGACACACUCAACGCAGUUCUGAGCGCCUUUGCGGACAACCCUUCCCAGGAUAUCAGAACUGUCAAUCGCGUCGGCAAUAAAGGGCGGGAUGCAAUAUUAUCGUUUGCGGCCCAGGAGCUUGAAAGAUCAACCGAGUGCAUCCACUCUGCCAUUAAGCAACAAGUUGCUUAUUGCCCCGAAGCUUCCGCUAUCGAUGCUUGGGAUGCAUCAUUUUCAUACGGCGAACUUUACAAAAUAUCUUUCCUGGUCGCAAAGGGCCUACUAGAUAUUGGACUGGGUCCCCAGGCAGUGGUUCCUCUUCUAUUCGAAAAGUCGGGAUGGACAACCGUGGCAAUGCUUGCUGUGAUGCUGGCAGGCGGCAUUUUCGUCCUGUUGGAUCCGUCACAUCCAAAAGCCAGGCUGGAAGAGAUCGUAGCUCAGAUUUCUCCGACCGUUGUGAUCUCAUCUCGGCAGCAAACAGAACUUGCGUCGUCGUUUGUCGGGACUGUUUUCGAGGUUGGGCCAGAUAUAGUUGAGCGAUCGAGAGAGUCAGAGAAGAUUACCCUCGCAGAUGGCUUGAAAUCUACGGAUGCUGCCUUUAUCAUAUUCACAUCUGGCUCAACCGGAAAGCCGAAAGGAGUUGUCAUCGAACAUGGCGCAUUUGUGUCUGCCGCAAAGGCUCAUAGCGGGCCGUUGGAGAUGACGAACAGCUCGCGAGUCCUCCAAUUUGCGUCAUACAGCUUCGACGCUUGCCUUUUGGAGAUCCUUACAACAUUGAUCUCGGGUGGCACAGUUUGCGUACCAACUGAAGCUGAUAGGUCGAGCAAUCUCCCAAAAACCAUGCGCGAUCUUGAAAUAACAUGGGCCAACUUGACCCCUUUGGUAGCAGAUGUCCUACUGAAAGAAUAUCUGCCUUGCCUUCAAACACUCGUCGUUGCUGGGGAGGUAAUGUCUCAAGAACAAAUCCGUUCUUGGGCGAACUGCUCCACGCAUCUCAUCAACGGCUAUGGGCCAACAGAAGCCACGGUGGCCGCGACGUUGAACUUGGAUGCCAUAAACUCUGUUGCAUCUAACAUCGGUCAUCCAGUAGGAUGUAGAGUUUGGAUACUAGACAGUUGCCAAAACCUGGUUCCUCCAGGAGCUCUUGGACAACUCUUUAUUGAUGGCCCAACUCUCGCUCGUGGAUACUUCGAUGAUCCAGAAAAGACAGCUGCGGCCUUUAUUGAGCCUCCUUCGUGGCUCAAGACAAAGUAUCCGCAUAUCUACAUGACAGGUGACCUAGUACGGUAUAGUCUUGACGGGAGUAUGUCUUUCGUUGGUCGCAAGGAUACAUCACAAGUGAAGAUUCGCGGUCAACGAGUAGAGGUUAGCGAAGUUGAGGAUGGUGUGCGUUCUCUCUUGCCUAAUCAUCGUCAGGUUGCGGUUGUGUUUCGAAAACUUCUUGCGGGUCGUGGACAAUUGAUAGCCUUCAUCGUCCUGCCUGGUCAGUCAUCAGGCGACACCAUCCUGGAGAUGGAUGAAACGACCAGAUACCAGUUUUGCGAAAUUCGCCAGUCGCUGCUGCUUUCACUGCCUAAAUACAUGGUCCCUGAUAUGUUCAUACCUUUAACGAAGAUGCCGUUGAAAUUGUCAGGAAAACUAGACCGGGCGUAUUUGCGCGAAUUAGUGGACUGUCUGUCACACUAUCAGAUAUCGCUAUAUUCACUAGCCGAGGCCGUUGCCCAAGACGUUGCGCCACAAACAGGGACGGAGAAGAUGCUGCAGAGGUUGUGGUGCACAGUGCUCGGAAUUGGCCCUCAACAAAUCAGAUCACAAAGCAACUUCUUUAAAAUAGGCGGGGAUUCGGUUCUUGCGAUGAAGCUCACAGCAAACGCCCACAACGAAGGACUUUUCCUCACUGUUUCGGCAGUCUUCCAAGACCCUACUCUUCAAGGCAUGGCGGCUUAUCUCGAUUCCCAAGGGUCACUGAACGAAAUCCCUGUGGUUAACAUCGAGCCGUUUACACUCCUUCGAGGCAUCCGUGGAUCCACGGAAGAAAUCCGCACUUCCGUAGCAUUACAGUGUGCGCUCUCACUAGAUAAUAUCCACGACAUCUAUCCAUGCACACCGCUUCAAGAAGGCCUCAUAGCCCUGUCUAUGAAACAGCCUAGAUGCUACGUAGCCCAGUACGUACUUCAGCUACCGAGUGGGCUGGAUGUUGAGCGCUUCAAGGCUGCUUGGGAAAACGUGGUUGCCACUACUGAAGUUUUCCGGACUAGAAUUGUCGUGAAUGGCCUGACCAUCCUGCAAGCCGUUGUUGAGCAGAAAAUACAUUGGGAAUACAGCCAAAUUCAAGAAUCUCCGACCACUGCAGUUCACAAUGUGGCACCCAUACAGCUUGGCAUGCCACUACAACACUUCGAGAUUUUGGAAGGCCCAGAAGAAUGCUUCUUUCGCUUGACAGUACAUCAUGCAAUCUAUGAUGGCUGGUCACUAUUUCUCGUGUUCAAGCAGGUAGAAGCGCUGUAUGGUGGACACUCGCCACAGCACUUGACACCUUUCAAUCGAUUUAUUGCGCACUUGGCUGAGGCGAACGGGAAUAGCAGUGAGUACUGGCACACACAAUUUCUGGGUGCUAAUAUCCACCACUUCCCAGACCCUGUCCACGAUGGGUAUAUUUGCCGUGGCCAUGAGUCGAUAACACGAAAAUUGAAAGACGUGGAAGUCGUUGGAACAGGCGUAACACCGUCAACAAUUCUGCGCGCUGCCUGGGCAAUUACUAUUGCUCGAGCAACGGUAUCCAACGAUGUUCUAUUCGGGGUGGUCUUAAGUGGACGAAAUGUUCCCAUUGCUGAAGCAACGAGAAUUGUUGGCCCUACAAUCACGACUGUACCAAUUCGUGUUAAGCUAGACUUGUCACAACCAAUCUCCGACUUCCUACAAGACCUGCAAAAACAUGCCACAGAAAUGAUUCCUCAUGAACACGCUGGCUUACAAGUGAUUAAGAAUUAUAGCAAGAAUAAGGAUGCCGCCGCUUUCACUAGUGUCAUUGUUGUACAAUCUAAGGACACUGAUAUCGACUCAAUCAAGUUCAUGGGCUCCGAGAUUGUGCAUGUCAUGAACGCGGACUUUGAUACCUAUCCAUUAGUAUUAGAAUACAGGCCAGGAGCCAAGGCUGAAAGUAUCCUAUGCGCUCGUUACGACAAACAAAUAAUCUCUUCGGAGAAAAUGGAUGCAGUACUGGAAGACUUCCAAUUUGUUCUUCAGCAGAUUAGCGGGAAAAUCGAUGCGAAAAUUGGCGACUUGAUGGUCUUUGAAGCCAGGGAAGAGGAACACCACCACACAAGUAACACCGACGCGCAGUCGCUAAAGGAGAAACUGGAGAGCAACUGGAAGGAGACAAGGCUACAAACCCCUUUUCCAUCGUACAAACCCUUGGAUUUUUGUUCUUUGACAGAGCCUGAGAAACAACUGCAGAAGCUUUGGAGCCGUCUCUUAGGAAUAUCGACGACACGAAUUGGCCUAGAGGACAAUUUCUUCCGUUUGGGAGGAGAUUCAAUUGCUGCUAUCAAGCUCACUGCAGCGGCCAGGGUUCAGAAUAUUAGCCUGCCAGUCGCCACUAUUUUUAAUAAUCCAACGCUCUCCGAAAUGGCGAAGGAGAUGGAGACGACGAAUGGGAAUGAGGAAACGGUAGCGCCAUUCGCUUUGAUUGAAUCGUCCGAAACUGACGUUUUGGAAUCUGUUGCUCUACAGUGCAGCAUUAUGGCUGGCCAGAUUGAGGACUUAUACCCCUGUUCGCCUUUACAAGAGGGGCUCAUGGCUCUGUCAACGAAGCAACCUGGGACGUAUGUGGCACAGUACAUCUUCCGUAUACCGCAUUCCAUUGACUUGGAACAUUUCAAGAAGGCAUGGAAUUCAACCAGCCAACUCCAUACUAUCCUUAGGACUCGGAUUAUUCUGCAAGGCUCGGUGAUGUUGCAAGUGGUUGUCAAGGAAGCUGCAAAAUUUGAAAACCAUUCAACGGCUGAUCUCGACGGGUUUCUUCGCGAGAAUACCCUACAAGUUGGGUUUGGAGCCAGGCUGAGUCGCUUCAUGAUUGUUCAGACGGCUGAUGGUGGUCAAUACUUUGUUCUCUUACUCCAUCACACCACCUUCGACGCGUGGAGCCUUCCUAAACUCUUUGAUAGUGUCACCCGAUUCUAUGAGCAGAGACUGGUCAGCAAACCAACACCAUACAAUAGCUUCAUUGAUUACAUCCUGAAUGACAACAAAGAAUCAAUGGCUUUAUUUUGGGCAACGUAUUUGAAGGACUUGGAUACCUCACAUUUUCCACAACUACCUACGCCAAGCUAUACACCAUCAGAGACAAAGACAAUUCGCCGGUCCAUCUCAAUCUCGCGACCGAGCGAGUCUCAAAUCACCACUUCUACACUGCUACGCGGUGCAUGGGCCGUAACUCUAGGAAGUUACUCGAACUGUAAGGAUGUGGUUUUCUGUACCACUUUGAGUGGGCGAAACACACCAUUGCAAGGAAUCAUGGGGAUCACAGGACCAACGAUCGCGACGGUGCCUAUUCGUAUUGACGUGGAUUUAAAGCAAUCAGGCAAAGACUUCCUUCAAGCCAUUCAAUCCCAAACAGGUGCCAUGAUUCCUUUCGAGCAGUAUGGCCUGCAAAACAUUCGGCGCAUAAGCACAGAUGCGAUGAAAGCUUGCGAUGCUCCGAGCCUUCUGGUGAUUCGACCAGAGGAAGACGACAAUAGCGAUAAUCGCCUUCUUGGCCUUGACCCUGUUUUGACACCUAUUGCCAACAUCAGUUCAUACCCACUAGCCAUUGAGUGUAAGAUCGACAACGGACGUGUGGAUGUAUUUGGCUACUAUGACGACUCCAUCGUUAGCGAGACCCAGAUGCACAGAAUACUACACCACUUUGAGCAUGUUCUCAGACAGCUCGGUGAGGAGUCGUUAAAUAUACUUGGAGAACUAUCAAAAGUUAGCCCAUACGAUUACAAUGUACUCGAUAAAUGGAACAAAGACGUCCCACAGGUUAUAGAGAAAUGUAUCCACGAGAUCACUCAUAACCAGGCGAUUGCAACACCAGAUGCACCUGCAGUCUGGGCGUGGGAUGUGAAAUGGUCUCACGCUGAGUUAGAUAGACUUUCGUCAUAUCUAGCCUACGACCUGAUUCAAGUUGGAGUUAAAUCGGAAGAUAUAGUUCCUAUGUGCUUCGAGAGGUCUGGCUGGGUAGUGGUUGCGAUGCUUGGAAUUCUCAAAGCCGGCGGCGCAUUUCUCCCAUGGGAUCCCGCCCAUCCAGAAGAACGAAGGAAGGAAAUGAUUCGACAAACAGGUUCUGAGGUUGUAGUGACAUCAAAACAAACUGCAGUUCUCUGCUCAGGGUUGGCCAAAACUACAUUCGUAGUGGACCCUGGAUUAUUUGACCAGCGAGACGUGGAGCUGGAACCACACGAUGAUCCUCACACAGCUGCAUAUGUCAUUUAUACCAGUGGCAGCACAGGAAAGCCGAAAGGGGUGGUGAUUGAACACAAGGCUUACUCAACAUCUGCUAUCGCCCAUGGCCCUGUGCACCGCAUACAUUCUAAAUCACGAGUGGCACAAUUUGCUUCUUACAGUGUGGACGCAAUAUGUCUGGAGAUAAUUACUUCAAUCAUGAUGGGUGGUUGCACAUGCAUCUGCAGUGAUUCUCGACGAAACAAUGGGUUGGGAAUUGCGUUAAAUGAGAUGGGUGUUACUGUGGCAGCGCUGACGCCUUCUGUCUUGUCACUUAUGUCACCAGAGGAGCUUCCACAACUGGAGACUGUGAUUGUGGUUGGUGAGGCGGCUCCGCCCGCGUUGGUAGAGAGAUGGAGAAUCUAUUUCCAUUUGAUUAAUGGAUAUGGGCCGACAGAGUCAUCGCUUUCGGCGGUAAUGAAUGAGAAGAUGACGGCAGCUGCGAGAUCGAAUAUUGGACAUGCUGUCGGGUGUGUGACGUGGAUUGCGGACAUGUACAAUCAUGAACGGCUGGUCCCAAUUGGUUGCAUUGGGGAAUUAAUCAUAGAGGGGCCUACACUUGCUCGAGGUUAUCUCCAUGAUGAGACGAAGACCUCUCAAGCCUUUGUUGAAAAUCCCGGAUGGCUUGAGAGACGUGGCUCCAAGCUAUACAAGACGGGUGAUCUUGUUCGGUAUGAUCCUGACGGGACGAUAGUCUUCGUUGGUAGGAAAGACAUGCAGGUGAAGAUCAAUGGGCAUCGUAUUGAGUUGGGUGAAAUUGAGCACCAUAUCAUGCGAGCUUUGCAUUUCGUACAGCAAGCAGUAGUGGAGACAAUUACCACGGAUGACGCCCGGGUAUUAGUCGCAGUCCUCAUCAUCAAAGACACUCAGGAAUUGGAUGUUCAGUCUGCAGAAGCUUGCACAAUGACACCAGCUCUCAAGUUGCAUCUGCAGACACUUGAAAGGUUGCUGAUCUCUACUCUACCGACGUACAUGGUUCCCAACCUCUGGAUCCCGAUAAAUGAAAUGCCUUUCGCGUCCUCCGGCAAGGUGGAUCGGAAGCGGCUUCAGGAACUUGCUACAGUAAUUUGGAACACACAAAGAACACAAUACGCGCUCUCAGACGGUACCAAACGUGAGCCAAUGGGAUUUGCAUUGGAGUUGCGGAAAAUGUGGUCCACUGUGCUGAAUCUGCCUGUUGAAGAGAUUGGUGCUGACGACAAUUUCUUCCAUAUUGGAGCAGACUCGAUCGCUGCAAUGAAAUUAGCAGGAUAUGCUUCAAAACAGGGAUGGGAGCUUUCAGUAGCGUCAAUUUUCCACACUCCUAUCCUUGAUGGCAUGGCGAAGAUUCUCGUACCGGGGACACAGCUGCAUGAAGAAGCACCAAAGCCCUUCUCUCUUCUCUGCAAUACCAACAUUGAUGCAUUUUUCAAGGAGAUCCGUUCCAGGCUCUUUGACCCAGAGUGCCAAAUUGAAGAUGUAAUGCCAUCGACAGACUUUCAAGCGUGGGCAGUUUCUUAUGGGUCAAUGAAUGCAGGAUUCAUCACCUACAUGAAUCUUAUUCCUGCAAAGGAGCUUGACGAAGAUCGAUUGGAGGAGGCUUGUCGUGACGUUGUUUCAUCACAUUCAAUCCUUAGGACGACAUUUGUCCUUUAUCGGAAUGAAAUUCUCCAAGUGGUCUUGAAGAACCCCUUGCUCCACUUUGAGCGUAUCAAAUGUGUUGAGAGUAUCGAUGUCACUUGGCACCAAUGGUUUCAGAAGCAACAGCAAUUGCGCUUGGGGGAAAACAUCGUCAAAUUUGUUUUCCUGACCCACAAGACUGACCAACGACUCGUUAUGCGUAUAUCCCAUGCUCAAUAUGAUGGGAUUUCAUUUCCAUCGAUAUGGAAGUCUCUUAGCCAAGCAUACGCAGGUCAAGAUAUCCCAUCAAGCUCCCCUUUCUCGACAUUCAUCAGUGCUAUUGCAGACAAAACAGAUGCCCGAGAAUACUGGAAAGACCUGCUAGCAAACUCCAAAAUGACGUCUAUAGCGAGUAAUUUCAGCCCCUCAUACCGCAGGCCACUGGAUCAAACCAUCGAUCAGAUAAUAGAUCUACCUUCAAUUCAUCCUGAUUUCACGCUCGCUACGUUUAUCAAAGCCUCGUGGUCAAUUGUUCUGUCUCAUAUCGCCAACGAAAGCGACCUCGUCUUCGGAAAUCUUGUCUCUGGUCGUAGUCUUUCAUUGGAUAGAGUAGUUGGUCCCUGUUUGAAUAUCGUUCCGGUGCGAGUCCGCCUUGAUCCCUCAUGUACUGUUUUGGAACUCCUGCGCCAAAUCCAAAACCAACAGUUGUCAUCAAUUCCAUUCGAAACACUAGGCUUCAGAGAAAUUGUCAAAGUCGCUGACUGGCACCCUUCCACGCGAUACAGCUCAGUGGUACAGCACCAAAACAUCCCGGAGUUGAAGAAGAAGGUUUUGAUGGAUGGUGUGGAGUGUGAGGCAUUUGCGUACAGAGACGCUAUUGAUACCAGUGAUAUUGAGAUUCUGUCCAUGACGUUGGACGGAAAGCUGAAGGUUGAAAUUGGAUACUGUGAGGAGGUUAUUUCCCAACCAGAGGCAAAUAUUUGGCUUGAAAUAUUAUGCCGUCUAGUGGCACAGCUCUCUGACAUCCUCGAUACCAAGGUGGCGAAUAUUGACGUCGCGCAUUUUGACGUGGCGAAGGGAAGAGAACCCAGUGUUGAUUCAACUUCUACGCCUUCUGCCACAAACAACUCGACUGGACUAACUCCAGGGUCAGCUGUAGCCAGUAUUCGACAUUUGAGUAUGUUGGAGUCAAAACUGCAAUCUCUGUGGCACAGCGUAUUGGAUAAGGGACAAUUCAAAAAUAGGUGGUCGGAUAUACCUCCAUCGACAUCAUUCUUCUCUCUUCCCGGCGCAGAUCUCGUUUCUGCUUGCAUUUUAGCGUCUCGUUUUCAGCAGGAAGGUUACGGUUUGACUGCGAGGGAAGUUAUAGAUAAUGAUACUUUGGAAGGUCAAGCUGUGUUGAUUGAACAGAGGGGAGUAAGAGAUCGCCAAUAUGGAUAUUUUUGAUUGGAUCAAAAAGUUAUGUACUUCAACAAGCCCUGGGUAGGAUGUAGAUUUUACUUAUUUGCUUGAGUUUCUUCAUUUAUUCGGUG
Hyaloscypha bicolor E is the source of this 13188-nucleotide messenger RNA. RefSeq lists its product as uncharacterized. Lineage: Eukaryota; Fungi; Ascomycota; Leotiomycetes; Helotiales; Hyaloscyphaceae. Gene Ontology annotation, cellular component: cytoplasm. Gene Ontology annotation, molecular function: phosphopantetheine binding; catalytic activity. The coding region runs from base 23 to 13102 and encodes 4359 amino acids. Gene Ontology annotation, biological process: amino acid activation for nonribosomal peptide biosynthetic process; secondary metabolite biosynthetic process. The transcript has 2 exons. The record is from RefSeq and is a predicted model, not a curated record.